AGCUCUAUCCUUCCUUCCUACUCCCUCCUACCGACCACGCAGGACAAUUCCGCAGACGUGAAUUGAAGCUGCGGAGCUCUUGGCUGAUGGCUCUAUCGGCAAUGGAGUCAACAUUAUCAGUAACCACAACAAUGGCAUUUUUAUCCCUAUCCAAAACCCACAACUCCAGCUCUUCUUCUACUUCUCCAUUCAUUUCUCAUCUCCACCGCCGUUUUUCCCCUGCUCGCCCAACUCAACUCCUACGUCUCCCCCUCCAUCGCAUUCUCCCCAAUAAUUCUCUCGCAAAAUCAAACCGGUUUGGCUCUAUCUAUUUGCCGAGGAGCUUGGGUGCGGUGGAACUGCAUCCUGCUAGGAGCUGCCUGGAGUGUGUGUCCUACUCCGCCGCCUCAUUUGCUUCCGGUAGCGGAGGAUUUGGGGGGAAUGAUGGGAGCAGCGGCGGAGGCGGCGGCGGGGGAGAUAGUUCCGCCGAAGGUGGGGAAGUCAAGCCGGCCACUGUUGCUGCUGGAGCUGAUGACAUCUCUGCUUUGGCUUCUGACGUCAUAGUUCUUGAUGUUGGGGGAAUGACUUGUGGGGGAUGUGCAGCCAGUGUUAAGAGAAUAUUAGAAAGUCAACCUCAGGUUUCAUCAGCUAGUGUCAAUCUCACUACAGAGACGGCUAUUAUAUGGCCUGUAUCUGAAGCUAAAGAUAUACAGAACUGGCAAACACAAUUGGGAGAGGCGCUUGCAAAGCAUUUGACUAGUUGUGGUUUUAAAUCCAAUCUUCGAGAUUCCAGGAAGGAGAACUUCUUUGAGAUUUUUGAAAAAAAGAUGAAUGAAAAGCGCAAUCAGUUGAAAGAAAGUGGUCGUGGGCUUGUUGUUUCUUGGGCUCUAUGCGCAGUAUGUCUUAUUGGUCACCUUUCUCAUUUUAUUGGAGCUAAGGUUUCAUGGAUUCAUGCAUUCCAUUCAACAGGAUUCCAUAUGUCUUUAUCACUAUUUACAUUGCUUGGUCCUGGUCGGAAACUUAUAACUGAUGGUCUCAAAAGUUUAAUUAAAGGGGCUCCAAACAUGAAUACUUUAGUUGGUCUUGGGGCAAUAUCAUCAUUUGCAGUCAGCUCAUUGGCAGCUCUUAUACCAAAACUGGGUUGGAAAACAUUCUUUGAGGAACCAGUUAUGUUGAUUGCAUUUGUCUUGCUGGGAAGGAAUCUUGAACAAAGAGCUAAGAUCAAAGCAACCAGUGACAUGACAGGCCUCCUAAGUCUUUUGCCAUCUAAAGCUCGUCUUAUUGUCAAUGGUGAUUUGAGUGUAGAAGUUCCAUGUAACAGUCUUUCUGUGGGAGAUCAGAUUAUUGUGCUACCUGGAGACCGUGUUCCUGCUGAUGGGAUUGUUAGAGCUGGUAGAAGCACGGUUGAUGAGUCAAGUUUCACAGGGGAGCCUUUACCUGUUACAAAAUUACCUGGGGCUGAAGUUGCUGCAGGAAGUGUUAAUCUAAAUGGAACACUCACCAUUGAAGUGAGAAGACCUGGUGGUGAGACUUCCAUGGGUGACAUUGUUCGAUUGGUCGAAGAAGCUCAGACUAGAGAAGCACCUGUGCAGCAGUUGGCUGACAAGAUUGCUGGGCACUUCACUUAUGGGGUAAUGGCACUUUCUGCUGCCACUUUUGUAUUCUGGAACCUCUUUGGUGCACGGGUCCUGCCAGCUGCUCUUCAUCAAGGAAGUCCAGUUUCACUGGCAUUGCAGCUUUCUUGUAGUGUUCUGGUUGUUGCAUGUCCCUGUGCACUUGGUUUAGCAACACCUACUGCUGUGCUGGUUGGAACCUCACUUGGCGCUAAAAAGGGCUUGCUUUUUCGUGGUGGAAGUGUUUUGGAAAGAUUUUCAGCUGUCGACACAAUUGUGUUUGACAAAACUGGGACAUUAACACUUGGCAGGCCUGUUGUGACAAAAAUUAUGACUCAGGGACAUGACAAGGAUACAAAUACAAAACAAGAUUCAUCUCUUAAAUGGUCAGAAGUCGAUAUCCUGAGGUUAGCUGCUGGAGUUGAGACAAAUACAAAUCAUCCUGUAGGAAAAGCAAUUGUGCAUGCUGCUCAGGCAGCUAACUGCCCGGUCAUGAAGGCUGGAGAGGGAACAUAUAUAGAGGAACCUGGAUCUGGUGCAGUAGCAAUUGUUGAGAAUAGAAAGGUGUCGGUUGGUACACUGGAUUGGAUAAAAAGGCAUGGAGUUGAUGAAAGUCCACUUCAGGAACUUGAGGAGACUAAGAAUCAGUCUGCUGUCUAUGUGGGAAUAGAUGAUGAUCUUGCUGGCAUUAUUUAUGUCGAGGAUGAAAUCAGAGAAGAUGCUAACCAUGUUGUUGAAUCAUUGUCCAAACAAGGAAUAAGCACUUAUCUGUUAUCGGGGGACAAGAAGAAUGCUGCAGAGUAUGUUGCAUCUGUUGUUGGAAUCCCUAAGGACAAAGUUUUAUAUGGAGUCAAACCAGAGCAGAAAAAGAAGUUUAUAAGUGAACUUCAGAAGGAGCACAUUGUGGCUAUGGUUGGCGAUGGAAUUAAUGAUGCUGCUGCUUUGGCAUCAGCACAUGUAGGAGUUGCCAUUGGUGGAGGUGUUGGAGCUGCUAGUGAGGUGUCUUCUGUUGUGCUGAUGCACAACAGGUUGUCCCAGUUACUUGAUGCACUGGAACUAAGCAGGCUAACCAUGAAAACUGUGAAGCAAAACCUUUGGUGGGCUUUUGCAUACAAUAUUUUUGGAAUUCCUAUAGCCGCUGGAGCAUUGUUGCCAGUUACCGGAACUAUGCUUACUCCAUCAAUUGCUGGUGCCCUCAUGGGCUUGAGCUCUAUUGGGGUAAUGACAAAUUCACUGCUUUUGAGAUUCAAGUAUUCGUCAAGAGAGAAAGAAAUCGGUGGACCAUCAGUACGGAUUGAUAUCCCUCUUGAUGCUGAUAGAGUGCUGGACCAAGACAAAAAGUUGAAAGACCCUUUUGUAUCCACUCGAUGAUGAGAACUGCAAACAUGGGAAGUGAAUUGGUUCUUGUGGACAUUGCAGAGCCCUGUCAAUUUCACUGACAUGCCUUCUUAGUUGGAAGUUAGUUGGAGAUGAUCAAUGUUCAUGAGGAUGUGUUGGCAUUGGGGUUGCAAAGUACUGGGUUGGUGCACGAAAUUAUGCAACAAGACAGCAGUGAAGAAGGAAAAGCAUGACCUAGGGAUGUGCUAUCAGACAUCGCGGCUGGAUGAGCCAAAAGGUGGCUAAAGCAUGAAGCACAUGACGAGGGAAUACUGAGCUACGAGGAUCAUUGCUGCAUCAAUUAGGCAUGAAUUGGUAUCGAGUAGUUUUUUGUUCUAUUGCACGUCCAAGGAUAUCAAAUUUGGUGGUUCUGGUAAGAAAAUGAUGCGUGAAUGGGUACCCCACUCGUGACAAUGCUAAUUGAAUGCUAGAAAUAUAAUCAAGUAUUCUUUCGCUUGGGGAAUCA
Molecule: messenger RNA, 3435 nt
Organism: Coffea eugenioides
Lineage: Eukaryota; Viridiplantae; Streptophyta; Magnoliopsida; Gentianales; Rubiaceae
Product: copper-transporting ATPase PAA1, chloroplastic
Exons: 17
Coding region: 87-2963 (958 amino acids)
Biological process (GO): copper ion homeostasis; monoatomic cation transport
Cellular component (GO): membrane
Molecular function (GO): P-type divalent copper transporter activity; ATP hydrolysis activity; copper ion binding
Source: RefSeq, a predicted model, not a curated record